Molecule: messenger RNA, 1196 nt
Organism: Humulus lupulus (European hop)
Lineage: Eukaryota; Viridiplantae; Streptophyta; Magnoliopsida; Rosales; Cannabaceae
Exons: 4
Coding region: 1-687 (228 amino acids)
Source: RefSeq, a predicted model, not a curated record
AUGGCACUUGGUCGUCGCACCACUCGAUCUACUACUCAAAGUCAACAAGUUGAACCAGUCAUUGAUCUUCUUGCUCCACCUUCACAAGUUGUUCGCACUACUCGGUCGAGUAUAGAGAAUCAACAAGUUGAACCAGUCAUUGAUCCUCCUGCUCCACCUACACAGGUAAUUCGCACUACUCGGUCGAGUUUAGAGAAUCAACAAGUUUGUCACACCACUCGAUCUAUGGCACUAAGUCAACGACCUAGAACCACCACACAAUCUAAUGUAGAGAGAGAACACCCUCAAGGCUCCACACACCCUACUGUACAGGGUGAACAAGUCAAUGUGACGACCCAUUUUGAUACCGAAGAUGAUAAUCAAUCUUCCCAAGUUCCAUAUGGACAAACAUCUUCCUUUAAGCCACGUGGAGUUACUCGCGGCUUGACAACUACAACUAUAGCUAAGGCAUCAUCAACUGGAAAGUUGUCAGUGACUUUUAAUGCGGAGUGUCGUCAACCAAUUUGUACUAAUGCUGAGAAAUUUAAUAAUGAGAUUGGAUUCAAUAUUCGGAAUCAUGGUACAUUUCAUUAUAAAGAGUGGAGAAUGGUCCCUGAAGAUGUGAGAGCUCCAUUGCGACACUAUCUUUUGGAACAUUUUGACAUCAACUUGAAUGAUGAGACAACUAAAAAAUGCAUUGAUGAGUAAAUGAGAAAAGCUUGGAAGGGUCAUAAGUACAAGCUGCACUUAUAUUUCAAAUAAAUUGGAGGAGAAAAUGAUCUUGAGAUGGCCAAGAGCAAACGUCAUCCAGACUUAAAAGAAGAACAUCAAGAAGAUUGGAUGAUUUUGUGUGAUCGUUGGUGUUCUUCUGAAUUUAAGGAAAGAGCAUUAAAGAAUACUACCAAUCGAUCAAAGAGGAAAUGGGAGUCAAAAAAUGGUUCAGUCUCCACACCACGACAUCACAUUCGACGUGGAAUGGUGUUAACUUCUCCUACCGGUCAAAUUGAGACAUGGCGUCUAAAGCAUUAUGAUGCUGAGAAAGGAUGGACUGGAAUAGAGCUCGAGCCAUUAUAUGUAAGUAAUUUAAAUUUUUAUUUAUUAUAUUUCUUACUAAUAAUUAAUUAAAUAUAUUAUUAGGAUAAAAUGAUGGAGUUAAGGGGUCAACAUCCUCCAGAAGAACUGUCUGAUAAAGAGAUUAUGGAGUGUGUACUUGAACG